Messenger RNA from Homalodisca vitripennis (glassy-winged sharpshooter), 4342 nucleotides. It is a transcript of the gene magu, whose product is annotated as SPARC-related modular calcium-binding protein 2. The transcript has 14 exons. Gene Ontology annotation, biological process: extracellular matrix organization. Bases 109 to 1752 code for a protein of 547 amino acids. Gene Ontology annotation, cellular component: basement membrane. Lineage: Eukaryota; Metazoa; Arthropoda; Insecta; Hemiptera; Cicadellidae. The record is from RefSeq and is a predicted model, not a curated record. Gene Ontology annotation, molecular function: extracellular matrix binding; protein binding; calcium ion binding.
GCGCUCUGCCGGAGGUUCCAACAAAUCCUAGCAGUCAGUCGCUCCCGCACCGCGGCCGUGAUGUGUGAGGAAGUGUGAGCGAGUUGUGUAGUGUAGACUACCGGCAACAUGCGCGAUCUGACAGUCUCGCUGGGCGUUCUCGCUCUUCUGCUGUUGUGCCUCACCAGAAUCGCUCAUUCAAAGGUGGACUGUGCAGAGAGGAUAGCCGCAUGCACGGAGAAAGCACGCAGGCCUGUCUGCGGGACUGACAACCAGACCUACCCCACGAGGUGUCAUCUGCUCAAACAGCACUGCAGGCAAGAUGGUCCCAACCUCGUGACUGUCAAACACAGAGGACACUGUAAAGAGAAGCAGCCAUGUUGGGCAGAUCAAGGAGCACGGGGAAGCAGCAAUGGUACAGACGACGGGUUCAUCCCAAGGUGCCUAGCUGAUGGAAGGUACGCGCCAGUACAGUGCCAUCAGAACACAGGCUACUGCUGGUGCGUCUCAGCCCAUGGUGAACCCCUGCCCAACACGUCAGUCCGGCAUGCUUGGCCUCGGUGCAACCGCAGAGGGAAAACGAGAAGGGGUUCACAUCCUCGAGAAAGCAAACACAAGAAAGAUUGCACAAGGAUGGAUAAAUCACAGUUUGUGACAAACCUGGUGAAGAUCUUCCGCAGUGAAUACAAUAGACAGCCUCAUGUUGUUGUAAAUGAUUCAGAAGAUUCGUCAGAGACAGACAGACGAGUUCUGGAGUGGAAGUUCAACUCACUGGAUGAAAAUGGAGACCUGAUGCUAACCAAGAAUGAGUACUGGGCUCUGCGUGAGUUGGUGCGGAAGUCUGUGAAGCCUAAGCGAUGUGCACGGGCAUUCACACGAAUCUGUGACCUCAACCGUGAUACCAACAUUGCCAAGCCCGAGUGGAUGACCUGCCUUGGCUUGGAUAUCAAUCUCUCUUUUCGCUUGUUUCUGUCCCUGAGUCCAGAAGGUGAGGACCAUGAAGACCCAGAACCCCCUGCCCACUCUCAUUUCAGAGUGUUGCAGGAGAGUGCAGUGUCACUUGCGGGACAUCUGCCAUAUGGAGAGGAUGUCGGUGAUCGCAAGGAAGAAGCUGAAGUGAGCAGUGACUGUCUGACGGAUCGUCAGGCUGUACUAGAUGAGAUGCGGACUAACAAUAAUGAGAUGUACAUACCAGAGUGUACCCCUGAUGGAAGAUAUCAGAAGGUGCAAUGUUACCGUUCCACUGGUUACUGUUGGUGUGUCAAUGAGGAUUCUGGGAACACAAUUCCUGGAACAUCUGUCAAAGACAACCACCCCAAGUGUGACUCUGUGCAACCCUUGUCUCGUCCUAUGAAAGGAUGCCCAGAGCACAGAAAACAGACUUUCCUAAGGGCUCUCAUGGACUUCCUGACUCACACCAUGGCUUCACAGAAGUCAAGCAAUGUUACCACCAAGGAUACACAUAACACAUCAAAAGAAGAACAGAUUGCGACUUGGAACUUUAACGCUCUGGAUAUAAAUAAAAAUAAGUUUCUAGAGAAGAACGAAUGGAAGAGCUUCAGAUCGCUAAUCUCCACUCACCGAAAAUUGCGUCGAUGCGGUAAGAAGCUGCCACGAUACUGUGAUGUCAACCAUGACCACAAAAUAAGCUUAACAGAGUGGCUCCACUGUCUCAACGCUCAGAGACCAAUUACUGACUCCAGUGCGAUGCCCACUCCAAACCCGAGGAGAGUUGGUCCCAACCCUCUGGAGUCAUAUCUCAAGGACAAGUAGUCAUCAUUGGACAGUGCACAAGAACAAUGCAAAGAUUGUAAAUAUUGUUGUCAGUUCUCGAUGUAGAUUCAAAGAAACAAUAUAGAAAAUAUUUUAGUUACCUAAUCAAAAUGCACUUUUGAUCAAAGUAUUACAGCUAAUACACAUUAUAUUUUGGCGUUCUUUACAUGAGGAUAUUUUAGAAAGUAAAAAAUAAUGUUUUCCAAACAACGAUUUUUAGUCAACUCUAUUUUGAAAUCGCUACACUACAAUAAGAGCAUGCUUUAUGUGACAAAUUCUGUCACUACCCAUGGUCAAAUUUCGUAGUUCAGUUUGUAGCUGCAGACCAGUGCUGUGAGUACCAAAUAGCUCGGCAGCAGUGAGAGCGAGCAAACGUAGUUGGAGGGAGUGAGAUAUUAACAGCAUGGUUGCGGGAAGGUGUUGCAGGGAAGGGGUGGCCACAGCGUAGUCCAUCGGGCUAGCGUAGCGGUACGGCUCUGGUUCGCUCUCGACUGUUUUCAAGUUCCUUUCACAGAACAGAGUUUCUGCAUUCUGUUGUUCCUUGGUGCUGAGUAAGCUCAGGCACAAUGUUUCUUACUAUGCUAAUCAUAAUUUGCCAUAACAUUUUAUUGAAUAAAAAUUAUCACACUGAUACAUCAAUCAAUGGUAAAUUAUUGAAUCAUCGACGAGCCCGCCUCGACGGCACCCUCUCACAGUCGUCAUAGGCCUUUGUACACUCCCUUACAGCUGCAAGCGAAACUACCAGAUUUCAGCACGCGACUUCAAAAAUGAGGCAGAAUUUUUAACAUUGAGCCUGCGCUUCAGUGUAGUAUUCAUUGCUUUUACUAAAGGUUAAACUGUUCCAAUGCAGAUUGAAAUUUAGACUGAAUGACAUUGAUAUUGUUAAACCUGCAUUACUCGCAGAAGGUGUCUGAUUCCAUGUCAAGAGCAACAAAACUAACUAGAACGAUUUAAAAAUUGUGUGGGUUUAUAAAUUUAUUUCGAAAUUGAAAACCACAAGUCAGUUAAUUUCAUAAUCAGGUGAAUUAAUGCCUAUAACCAGUGUUUAGUGAUUACAUAUGCUUUUUUCAAAAGACAAAUUGCAUAGAUCUACUAGCUUCAAUGGCCGACAUUAACAUGUGUGUCUCAAUUUUAUAGUUUAGACCGGAACAAAAUCCCCUAUAGUUAAAAUGGUUCAUAUGCUCCAGGGUCCAUAGGUUUAUUCCACCUGUAUUUACUGGACUUAUUCCAGGUCUUUUUUUCUUUUUACUGGAUUGAUUGAUGGUGUGCUACAGCAUGUUUUCAUAUACAGUCUUUUUUUAGUGUAACAAUGGCUGUUUUACAGAUUACUCUACUUCCUGAUAUAAAAGUUUGGAAGUAUGACACCUCUGCAGAAAAUGAAACUGAAGGUGAUUUUAUCCUUUCUCUUUUGAUAAUAUAGCAUUAGUAUGUUUAAUAUGUAAAAAGAUUAUCUUUUAUUUUUUCUAAAUAGAUAUAACAGAAAACAAUAAUAGUGAAAGACUUGUUUCAGCCAUUGAAAACAUAGCUGUGUUUACAUGGAAAUAAUUGUGCUGUGUUAAAAGAAUAUAUAAUAUUUCCUUCAACAUUGUAAAUGCUGUAACACGACUACAUGCAACGUUAUCAGUUUCUCAUUGACUUAUUCUUAUGCCACUGUAACAUAAACUAAUUGUAACAUAAAACAAUUGCAGGACAAGCAGAACCGCAAGUAAAAAUAUAUAAAGUGAAUAUAUAUAUUAGUGCCAGACUAAAGACUGCUGCAUACUGGUUUUACCAAAAAUCAGGUAGUAGAGGUAGAUGAUGAUCCACCCAUACUUUCCCCAAAAAAAGAAAAUAUUAAUGAAAAUCUGUCUUUGUGGCACUUUGCCACGAGGGCAUGUUGAUUAGACACUAUUUUACUCCAUGAUGAACCAACAUGUGCUCCGUUAGAGCUGUGACAUGGUGAUAUUGUGAGUGGAUACAACUGAAGGACUAACAUAGUAAUCCCUGAGGGUUAAUAUAUCCCAAGAUGUUAUCUUACACAGUUUGUUUUAUCAGUACCAAUUUAAUUUUUUUAGGUUAAUUUCUUAUUAUUAUUUUAAAGCAAAUUUGAAUUUAUUAAACAUAUACUUGUGUUUUUUGUUACAUUUGUUGUUUUUAUAAAUAAUUAUUUGUACUGUUUUGAUUUUGUUGCAUACUUUUUUUUAACAAUUAUUCAAUUUAAUAUUAUGGUACUGUUAAGAAAAAAAAGAAUCUCUUGUUGAUAAACUGAGACGCCAGCCACAGAGUGUUUUGCAUUUUUUUACUGUACAGUUAGUUUUGUAACUUUAUAUUUAACUGAUUUUAAAUAAUUUUAAAAUAUUUUAUUGUUUUUUACUUGUCCGUAUCAUAGUUAAUCGCUUGUGAUAGUUUAACUUAUUGUUGUAUAGAUUGUAGAAUUGUAGAUUAGUUAUAUGCAGAGACUGUGAAUUCUUGUGUAUAUUGAAAACUAGUGUAUCAAAUCCUGUAAUAUUGUUCAAGCUUAGAUUCUACAAUGUUUCCUUCAGCAAAUUUAUGUUUGUUUAGUCAUGACUGAGAGUCAUUACUUGUAAAUUAACAAAGAAAGAAUUUAUGA